GUGACUGCGACCAGGUCUACACUGACAUUUGAAUUGAUGCAGCUCAUCUGACUAAAGGGAUCUCUACUCAAUUGGGGUUCUACGAGCAUGGCGCUCCUCGUCCGCUCGUGUCCUCUCCAGUUCAUCUGCGCAACACCGAAGCUCUCGAAGCUCUUCCUCCAGCUCCCUCCCAGCUGCCGCUCCUUCCACGCCUCUCCGAGAACCCAAUCCAUCGUCCUCGUCGCCCACGAUGCUCUUACGGGCUUGCAUUCCCUCACUGGCCUCCCCUGGGCCUACACCAUCCCGCUCUUUGCCCUCACCCUCCGCACUACGCUCAUCCUUCCCCUCUCCAUCUACCAGCGGCACGCCAACAGAAAACAAGCUUCUCUUGUCCCCAUAGUGCAAUCAUGGCGCCACGCUCUACAACACGAAACAAUGCGAGAAGUGGGUCAUUUAGGACCUGUCGUUGCACAAAAUACACUCCUGCGCAAGCUACGAAGAAAACGAAACGAAAUAUACAGGCGGUGGGGAUGUGGGUUGUGGAAAAACUACCUCGGGCUCGCGCAGGUGCCUGUGUUUCUCGUCACGAUGGAAGCCCUUCGCGCCAUGGCUGGUGCUCAGCAGGGCUGGUGGGGAAUGAUAACAGGUUCUCGGAAUGUCGGUGCUGACACAGAUGCAUUGCUCACAGCGGAUGGGUUUACUGGCACAGCCUUGAUCCCGGUGGAGAGUUCAUUUGCAACUGAAGGGGCUUUAUGGUUUCCAAACCUCCUUCUCGCUGAUCCACAACUUUUGCUGCCCUUCAUGCUUUCCGGAGCUAUACUCCUCAAUCUUUUUGGCCACAAACCUGUCGCCCUGGGACCCUGGCAGACACGUUUUCGGAGGUCAAUGGGCAUUGUUGCUUUGGCGAUUGGUCCUAUUAUGAUACCUGUACCCAGUGCUUUGGUGCUUUACUGGGUCAGCUCGAGCAUGCUGGCUUAUGGGCAGUCGUUAUUGUUGGAGAGACUGAUGCCGAUCAAAAAGCCUGUUAGGCCGUGCAAGCCGAAGAGACCCAUGAAAUCUGGAUUGGGUCUACCGGAGGAGCGGAAGCUUUGAACGAGGCAGUGUACGAUAAAUGCAGAAAGGGUGAUCAUUUUAGAUCAUUUACGGUGACGAUUCCGAACCAUUGUGUAUUUGAGUUGCAGCGGAGAACGUCUCCCUGACAUGGACCAGGACCUUGCCUCUCUCUGGUUUUCCUCCCAUGGAACGCUUUAUUGAACCUUCGUAGUUUCACGGUCCUGAACUUUUGGACCCUUUCUCUGAGAAAAGGGGGUUGAUCACGUGGCCACCCCUUAACCUUAGCCGAG
Messenger RNA from Hyaloscypha bicolor E, 1322 nucleotides. RefSeq lists its product as uncharacterized. Bases 88 to 1071 code for a protein of 327 amino acids. The transcript has a single exon. The record is from RefSeq and is a predicted model, not a curated record. Gene Ontology annotation, molecular function: membrane insertase activity. Gene Ontology annotation, cellular component: mitochondrial inner membrane. NCBI's taxonomy places the organism in Eukaryota, Fungi, Ascomycota, Leotiomycetes, Helotiales, Hyaloscyphaceae. Gene Ontology annotation, biological process: mitochondrial respiratory chain complex IV assembly; protein insertion into mitochondrial inner membrane from matrix.